Molecule: messenger RNA, 423 nt
Organism: Dovyalis caffra
Lineage: Eukaryota; Viridiplantae; Streptophyta; Magnoliopsida; Malpighiales; Salicaceae
Source: the annotation of a GenBank genome assembly
AUGGAAGCACCAAAGACAAUCGAGCAUCAAAUUGGCGAAGUCCAUGAUUCUCUUCGAUUCGGCCUUGAUGCCAAGAGAGGCAACAUCAUUGGAUCUCACCCACUUGAAUCUGUCUUGCUCUCUGUGGAGAGAAAUCAAGAUGACAUGAAGAGAAUAACACUUGCAAACGUUUAUGGCGCAGCUUUUCCGGUUCAGAUGGAUAUGGAAAGGCAGAUUCUUUCUAGAUUCCAGAGGCCACCAGGACUCAUGCCAUCUUCAAUGCUCGGAAUGGAGGCUUUGACAGGAACUUUGGAAGAUUUUGGUUUUGAGGAUUAUCUGAAUGAUCCUCGCGAGUCUGAAACUUUCUGUCCAGUGGACAUGCAUAGUGGGAUGGAAGUUCGUCUUGGAAUGUCGAAAGGACCAGCCUGCAAAAGCUUCAUGUGA